AUGUCCGAUUUCCCGCUUCAAUCCGUUCCGAGUCUCUACCCAGACGCAGCAGGCCACGAAUCUUCAGCCGGGACUGAGACAGGCCCAAGUCCUGGUCCAUGUCCAUGGCCCCAGACGAUGCCCCUCCCAUCCCCAGAAUCUCCUCACUCUACAGAUACAUACACGCUUCACCCGGCAUCUUCCCAAGCAAGUCGAAUUCCAGCUCGCCCAGCCAGGCAGAGGACUCUUACUCCAGACCUUUCCCCGUCCCCCUGA
Messenger RNA from Colletotrichum paranaense, 255 nucleotides. RefSeq lists its product as uncharacterized. The transcript has a single exon. The coding region runs from base 1 to 255 and encodes 84 amino acids. The record is from RefSeq and is a predicted model, not a curated record. NCBI's taxonomy places the organism in Eukaryota, Fungi, Ascomycota, Sordariomycetes, Glomerellales, Glomerellaceae.